AUGCACGAUCACCAUGACCAAUCACCCUCAUUUGUCUAUGUUCCCUCGGAAACAACGAAACGACCACUGAUCCCACACAGGCUCGCUGCCGACAUACGUCGCCGCCAAGUAUGGGAAGCGAUGCUGAAUUGGGAUACACUUGACAAUGGUCUUCAAACGCUCCGGUUCAUUGCGCUCUGGCUACAUGCCAACUUCCGCGUCGCAAAGCCGACAACCUACAUGUCGGCUACUCUGAGUCCCAUUGUUUUUCUCACGACCCGCACCGUUCGCCGCCCAAGGCGGAUUGCGCUGGGUAAAGGCACCGCGCUCGCGAGCGAGGCCAUUGCCAAUGUCCGGCGCUUUGCCUUGCUGCUGCUUUGGGCGUACACGGGCAGCCAGCACGUCAUGGAACGACUUGCAUACCAUGCAGCAGACGAGGAACACCCCGGCCAAGUCGACCGCAUCAUGACGCUGGGCGACGUCGUGGCCAACGUAGGCGAGGCAUUCGACGUACUUGCAUUCCUCUCGGGUUCGGGCCUCUUUUGGUCCGUCCUGGGCGGCUGGACGCUGCGGCGUAGGCACGGCUUGGAGCGUGUGGGUGUGUUUGUCUCCCUCGCUUCCCUGGUCAUUCACCUGUACGGACUCCACCGUCGGCGCAUCGAGAUUACCGAGGAAAUGCUGGAAAGUACGCGGGUCGUGCAGAACCAGCUCGAUACAUACGACAGAAUGGCUCUAAGGAAGGAGCCCGCAUCCGCACAGGAUGUCUCUAUGGCGGAGGCGACCGUGCAGGACGAGUACGAGCAGUACAUAACAAACAAGCGAAGGAUGCGGUGGCUCGGUAUGGAGCAGAUCCGUGUCGUGAGCGACGCAUCUUUCACCCUUUACGAGGCGUGCGCGCCAGAUGCAGACACCAACAUGCUAGAAGCCAGUGCUGGUCUUGUCACGGGCGUCCUCGGCCUGCUUCGCCAGUGGCAUGAGGCGCGGUACGGUUCGCUCGAUAUAUAG
Molecule: messenger RNA, 984 nt
Organism: Malassezia vespertilionis
Lineage: Eukaryota; Fungi; Basidiomycota; Malasseziomycetes; Malasseziales; Malasseziaceae
Exons: 2
Coding region: 1-984 (327 amino acids)
Source: RefSeq, a predicted model, not a curated record